GCCCGCCCGACCCUCAGCAUGGCCACCUUUGCCCGCAAGCCGCGCAGCAGCGACAGCGUCAAGGACCCCGACACCAAGUUCGCCGCCCAGCGCCAGCCCAGCAUCGCCCUGGCCCCCGCUGCCCCGCUGCCCGCCCCCGGCAACCCGCACGCCGUGUUCCAGCACAUCCACGAGCUGGCCUCGAAGCGCAUCUCGACCCUGGACUACCUGCGCAAGGCCCACGAGGGCCGCAUCUACUGGUUCAACACCUUGCUGUUCUCCAAGUCCGACCUGACGCGCCUGCCCUCGUUCACCCCGCGCGCCCAGUCGCGCCGCGCCACCCAGUACCUCCUCCUCGGCUUCUCGCUCCCUUCGAUCCUCGACCUGCACGCCGCCGCCCCUGCCGACUACCUGCGCGCCCUCAACGCCCUGCUGCUCGAGUUCGAACAGUACCAGGCCGCGCACCCGACUGACGGCACCGCGCCCUCGCUGAGCCGCGCCCGCAUCCCGCAGAUGUUCAAGCGCGCGAACCUCGCCAAGGGGCGCCGCAGUUCCUCCGCGACCGGCGACUUCCCGCUGCUACUACCACAAGACGCGACCGACCCGCCGACCGACGAUCUCGCCCCGGGCGAGUCGUAUGUGUACCUGCAAACACCCUCGCUCCCCUUCGACCCCGAUUUCUUCUCCACCUUCGCCAGCCUCUGCGAUGUCCUCAUCGACUGCUACACCAAGAUGCUGAGCAUGCUGAGCACCCCCGAGAGCGUCGUGCUCGCGGGCCAGGGCGUGCCGGGCGUCGUGGGCGAUUUGUUCGCCAAGGCGGAUGCGCGCGUGCGGAAGAUUAUCCUCGCGGGCAUGGUGAGGGAGUUCGAGGAGAGUUGUCGCGCGGGCGUGCGGGGGGAGGUUGGGGGCGUCGGCAAGGUAGUGUUGGGGGGGCUGAUGUAGGAUUUUACGCUUUUUGAUACCCGGAGUUUGUGCAUUGGAUGGUCUUGGGUGGUUUAUGUAGUAUUACACGAUGUGAUCGUGGUGGAGUUGUGCAUUUUGCGCUUCACAUAGACAGCAUCAGGAGAACGCAGGCGCAUGCGCGCUUCACUAUUUGAAUUACCUCGAUCAUCGUG
This is a messenger RNA of Boeremia exigua, 1094 nucleotides long. RefSeq lists its product as uncharacterized. The coding region runs from base 19 to 921 and encodes 300 amino acids. The record is from RefSeq and is a predicted model, not a curated record. The transcript has 2 exons. NCBI's taxonomy places the organism in Eukaryota, Fungi, Ascomycota, Dothideomycetes, Pleosporales, Didymellaceae.